AAUGUGCAGGGAAUUGUAUGUUUGUUUUGUUUUGCGUAUAUCAUAAUACAUGUUUGUGGAAAUAUUGUUAUUGCAUCCGUGAAUUGCUAUUGCAGUUAUUGUGAAGGACAUUAUUGCCUGCACCGGAUGUGGCCUGGUGAUAGUAACAACAGCCAGUGCCCAGUAGUUUGCUGAUAAGUUGAAGUGCCUUUUCUGACACCUGCUGUGACAGGUCCAACUUGUCCAAUAAAAAAUGGAUCUUUCUGCUUUUUCUGAUGAGAAGUUUGAUGUGAAGCAGUGGGUGGGCCAAGUUUUUGAAGCACCAGAGAUGAAAGAAAAUCCUGAGGGCCAUGCUGCAACAGUUGUAAUGAAAUUACAGCUUUUUAUUCAAGAAGUGAACAACUCCCUGGAUGAAACAAGUCAUCAGGUCCUCCAGAGCCUGCCCCGCCUGGUGCGAGACGUGGAGGCGGUCAGAGCAGAGGCCGCGCGGCUCCGCGAACAGAUGAGCGUCGCAAAAGCCGACAUCGUGAAGGUGGAGCAGGAGACGGCUCAAUCGAUGCGCACGCUGACCCGACUCGACACGGUCAAGUCGCGCAUGGAGCGCACCUGCCAGGCGCUCAAGGAGGCCGACAACUGGACUACGCUCUCCGCAGACGUUGAGGAGGUUCUGGAGAGUGGCAGCCUGCAGCAGAUGGCCGACAAGGUGGCCGCUCUCCAGCAGAGUCUGGACGUGCUGGGACACGUCUCUGACUACGAGGAGCGCCGGCAGACGCUGGAGGAGCACAGGAACCGACUGGAGGCCACGGCCAGCCCGCACCUCGUGGCCGCCAUCACCGACAACGACACGGCCCGCAGUCUGGUGCUGGUGGAGGUGUUCAGGCAGAUGGCCCGGCUGCCGCAGCUGGAGAAGUACUACGUGCGCUGCCAGCGCGCCGAACUGCAGCGGCGCUGGUCGGCGCACCUCGAGGCCCGCCAGGAGGAGGGCGUGCUCGAGUGGCUGACGGCAUUCUCCGAGACGCUGGUCGACACGUGGCACACGCAGACCCGUUGGCUGGAGCAGGUGAUGCCCCACCUGAGUCCGGCCAGCACCUUGUGCUGUGUCCUGGCCGAUACUCUGGCCUCCCUCCAGCCCAGCGUCGCCUCCUGUCUCGACACGGCCACGAAGGAGCACAGUGACCCGCUGCAGCUGUUGGAGGAGUGUAAGAGGGUGACGGACCGGCUAGUCACCACACUGCUGCAGGUCGCCGACGCCACGGCAGGCUCGAGCGGCUCGGUCCCGGCUGCGUCUGCGCUGGUGGAGGCGACCUACGCUCCGUACGUGACCCAGCUGCAGCGCUACGGACGCUACCAGGAGCAGCUGCUCGUGCCCACCAUCAAGGCGCUCGUUCCGUCCAGCGCGGACCUGCAGGAGCGUGUGGACGCCGUCGGCUCCUCCGUCAGUAAGCUGAUGACGUUGCUACACUCGGCGCUGGACCGGUGUCUGUCCUUCACCUACGGCUACUGCCUGCCGCAGCUGCUUGACGCAUUCCAGUGCGCCUUUGAGACGGAGCUGGCCAAUGUGAACGCCACUGCCAAACAGCUGGAGUCCCAGCCGAGCGCGGGCUCCGACUGGACCGUGUUCCACGCCAGUCUGCGGCUCCUGCAGGCCAUAGGUGACCUGAUGACCCAGACCAGCCGACUGGAGGAGCGGGUACUGAGUGUGCUCUCCCAGCCGCCGGGUGGUGUGCCGGCCCACCUCAGCGCGGCGCGGCUGCUGUCGGCCGGCGAUCAGAGCCGGUACCAGCAGCUGGUCGACAGGGUCGCGGAGGGUGACUCGUUAGUUCUACUGGAGCCGUGCCACCGCCUGCUGGACUCCACCAACGAGGAGGUGCAGAAGGUGGCGUUCCGGGCCAUGUUCGCGCCGAUCCGCUCCCAGCUGAAGGCCGUGGAGACGGUGGACUGGGAGGGCCGCGGCGGCGCCGGCGCCAGCCUGUCGGCCGACCUGCCCGACUUCAGCUACACCCCGCAGGAGUACAUCACUCAGGUGGGCCAGUACCUGAUGACGCUGCCGCAGCACCUGGAGCCGUUUAUGACCCAGCACGACCCCACGCUGGGACGAGCCCUCCAGUCCGGCGUCAUGCCAUACAGCUCCAGUGUGAGCGGCGGCCGGAGCGAGUCCGAGUCCUCCGUGGUGCACUACAUCAUCAGCUGUCUGUCCGAGGGCGCCUGUCAGGUGUACGCCGACACCAUCGUGCGCAUACAGCACAUCUCGGCAGGCAUGACCCGGCAGCUCGUCGCAGAUAUCGACUACCUGGGUAACGUGCUGGAUGACCUGGGUCUGCGUCUGGCCGAGUCUCUGCACGCGCUGAGCACGCUGCUGCGCUGUCCGGCGACCGAGUACGGCCGGGUGAGCGCCGCCGCCGGCCAGCCCCCGCUGCCGCCGCGACUGGUGGCCGCCGUCCGACAGAUGCGCGGCCUGGUCUCCGAGUCGUGAGUCCAGGCGGGGGAGUGAUGCAUUCCACGGGGGGGGGGGGGGGGACGGGGGACACGGACGCCGGUGUGUUUGGUAGCGCAAUGACUCGAGGUCAAGGUGUAGGGAGUGACUCAGUACCGACUCGGCUGGCGGUGUGUUGAAUGGAGCAGUGCCGCUCUGCUGUGACAGGAGUAUUGCAGCACUGUACAGAGUGUGCCGACCACUGCAGCUCUGUUGUCCAACAAUCGGUGAUGGUAAUUCAUGAUCAUCAUUAAAUGGUCGUGGGCUUACCAUGUUAUCGCGUGUGUUGGGUCACUUCACCUUAUGUCCGUCUGGCAAAUGGCUUUAGUUUCAUUCAAAAGGUAAACACCGGUCAAUGCUACCUUUUGUUGCGAUAAACCCUCUCGUAGGCGAUUCGCCGUGGGCACUUUGCGUUCGAUAUGCAGUUACGGUUUUCACUUGUAAUCUACCCCCCCCCCCCCCCGAGACCUAUCAGUUUUUGUUGUUGUGUGUCACUUUGCAAGAUGGAAUAUAUUUAUGCAUAUCUUUAACCUAA
Amphibalanus amphitrite is the source of this 2987-nucleotide messenger RNA. Its product is annotated as conserved oligomeric Golgi complex subunit 7-like. Gene Ontology annotation, cellular component: COG complex. Lineage: Eukaryota; Metazoa; Arthropoda; Thecostraca; Balanomorpha; Balanidae. The record is from RefSeq and is a predicted model, not a curated record. Gene Ontology annotation, biological process: retrograde vesicle-mediated transport, Golgi to endoplasmic reticulum; Golgi organization; intracellular protein transport. The coding region runs from base 233 to 2452 and encodes 739 amino acids. The transcript has 17 exons.